CAGAGCACAGACGUACGGUGGAUGUGUUUAUGGACCUCCCACUGAUCAGAGUGUGGUUCUUGGCGAGCGGUGAUUGGCUGGUCUGUAUGUCAGCAGUGGGCGCGAGCGUACACCUCGGUCAGAGCCGAGCGCAGAGAUAAAUCCAUCGGGCUACAACUGCAGCAACUGAAAGUCUGGGUUUACGCAGCGACACCGGCAGCAGGAUGGGCUCCAGCAGCUCCAGCAGGAACAAAAUCCCCAACGCCCAGGAGCUCAUGCACCAAACCGGAUUCUCGUCUGCUCAUCUCCUCCGUCUGCACGACAGGUUUGAGAGUCUGGACAGAGACAACAGAGGAUACCUCAGCCCUGACGACUUUGAAGUGCUCGGAGGUUUGGCCAUGAACCCCAUCGGAGGCAGAAUCAUAGAAGCCUUUUUCUCCUCGGGACAGGAUACCGUGGACUUUUCCUCCUUUGUCCGGAUUCUGGCUCAUUUCCGUCCAACUGACAGAAACCGAAACAAAGAAGGAACACAGCAAGAGCUCCCCAGCAGCAGGACCAGGAAGCUCAAAUUUGCCUUUCAGCUGUACGAUCUGGACCGAGAUGGGAAGAUUUCCAGAGAGGAGCUUCUUCAGGUUCUGCGGGCGAUGCUGGGGCUGCAGGUGACGGAGGAGCAGCUGCAGAGCAUAGCUGAGCGAGCCAUUCAGGAGGCCGACCUCGACAAAGAUGAUGCCAUCUCCUUUGACGAGUUCAAAAAGUCACUGGAGAAAAUGGACAUUGAUACCAAGAUGAGCGUCAGCUUCCUGAAAUAAAGACACAACCUGCUAAGAAUUGACGUCAGCACAAAGAUCCCAGCAGGAAACAUCUGCAGGUUGAGAUCAGCUCUCAAACCAAACUGGAGAUCUGGUGGAUAGACUGAUGUUACUGCUGUGCACGCUGGGCUGCAGCUGGAUUUGUAGUGUUCAUCAGCGUUCCCGUGAGCCAGCACGCACACAAGCAGCACAGUGCAGUCACGCACCUGAACACACCUGCGACAUGUUAACAGUCUUAAAAAGGGAAAUAAUAAAGUUUUAUUCAAACCUUUUAAUGGAUCGUUUUAUUUAACGUUUAAUUAAUGUCUGUUCAUCAGUGAUGUCAUGAAUCUAAAGGCUGAAUUUGUCAGUAGGUUUCUAGCUUUGUGUGCAUUAAUAAACAUCUUUAUUCUCUCA
This is a messenger RNA of Haplochromis burtoni (Burton's mouthbrooder), 1184 nucleotides long. RefSeq names its product calcineurin-like EF-hand protein 2 (gene chp2). The transcript has 7 exons. NCBI's taxonomy places the organism in Eukaryota, Metazoa, Chordata, Actinopteri, Cichliformes, Cichlidae. The coding region runs from base 204 to 788 and encodes 194 amino acids. Gene Ontology annotation, molecular function: calcium ion binding. The record is from RefSeq and is a predicted model, not a curated record.